Diorhabda carinulata is the source of this 889-nucleotide messenger RNA. RefSeq lists its product as uncharacterized. The transcript is spliced from 2 exons. The record is from RefSeq and is a predicted model, not a curated record. Lineage: Eukaryota; Metazoa; Arthropoda; Insecta; Coleoptera; Chrysomelidae. The coding region runs from base 313 to 672 and encodes 119 amino acids.
UUACAUAAGUCCUUACGAAUUCCAUUUUGUCGAUCAUUGAUAAACUUAAACUACGUACAUAACAAUAAUUUUAAUAAUUAUAUUUACUACGUAUACGGUAUUUCUUAACCCUUAAUUUGGCAGUGUAACUUGCAAGAGAUUUCCCUGAUUUUUUGUUCAAAUUUAGCGCCUUUAUUUUAGUUCCAUUAUCUACCGCAUCGUCUCUUUAGAACUUGUAAAGUAACCUCCAUCAGUUUCCAACACACACUUGGAGUGAAAGUUUGUGUCGGAAAGUUGUAAAUUGGAACAGUGAAAUCAGCCUCAACCAAAGGAAUGGCAUCGACCUCUGAUUGGAGCAAAAAUUUUAAUUCAAGAGCUGGUUAUAUUCUUCCAUUACUUCCUAAACCAAAGGCGGACUCUGGAGUUGAGGAAGAAAAUGAAGAAAAUUUGGAGAAUGAAAAUGUAUUACUUCAGGCAGCGAGCAAAUUUUUAAAUGUAUACGUUGAAGAUGCAGAGGAUGCAUCACAAGCUCCAGAAGUGUCAAAGGACGAGACAAUGAUGGACUGGUCGAUUGCUGUUUUCAUUACUUCUACUGCCAACCUUAAACCAGCUUAUUUCGCAAAGUAUCCUACAGGAUACAUAUUGCAUAUCUCAUCCAAAAAUGAAUCCAAAUUUUUCAAACUUCAAAAUUAGCUUAUUUAGACCUUAAAGAACAAUUUCAAAAAAAAAUUUUUAUCAAUAAAUUAGAUCGUUGCCAAAUUAAGGGUUAAAAUAUUUGAUUUCGAUUAUUUAUUAACCGAAAUUGAAUAUUCAACAACAGUUCACAGUGAUUGUGAAGAAUUUUGAAUUGUUUUAGUAUAAACAUUCCAAAUGUCGUUGAAUAAAUAAUCGAACCGCAGGGUGUUAACAA